AUGGCUAAAGUAAGAGGCAGAAGGGCAGAGAAGAAAUCUGCCAAAGAAAUUGAUCCAGAAGCGAUCAAAAAGGACAGUUUGAAAAAAUUUGGGGGCGAGGAUAAGCAAGAUGAAGAUGAGCAAGCCGAUGUGCAAAACCAAGCUGCAGCCGAGUCUAACAAGCAACAGAACACCACCACGUUUUUUGGUCUUGUAGAUGCCAACGAAAUCGACUAUUUCAAGCAAGCAGAAGCCACACUCAAUAUCAAUGCAUUUGAGAGCCCAGAGGAAAGAGAGGGCUUUAUUAGAUCUGUAUUGGAGGAAGCACGCGGGAAAGAAUUGAAACUUGUGACAAAUCAGAUCUGCUCUAAGUUGAUGGAAAGAUUGAUCUUGUCCGCAACUGACAGGCAACUUAAGAACCUUUUCAAGGCCUUUUCUAAUCAUUUUGUAGCCUUGGCUCACCACAAAUAUUCCUCCCAUGUUCUUGAGACAUUAUUUGUCAGAGCAGCUGCAUUAAUCGAAAAGGAAUUGAUCGACGAAGUCAAGGAAGAAGUAGAAGACGCAGACGAAGACGAUGAAGAUGAAAAUGUUUCAGUCACCAUGGAAGAACUUUUCAUUCAAAUGGUCAAUGAAUACAAGCCACAUGUCAACGCUAUGAUUGACCACCAAUACUCUUCGCAUACCCUUAGACUUUUGCUCUUAAUCCUUGCUGGAAAGGAUUUACCCUCCAGUACAACUUCAAACUCAACCUUGAGAUCCAAGAAGUCUAAGAUCGCUAGAAAGAUGAUUGAAAUCAAGGACAAUGACGAUUUCAAUCGUUCUUUCCAAGUUCCUCCUAGUUUCAAAAACGAAUUAAGAGACGUCAUUACGUCAAUUAGUGCAAAAUACUCCCGGAGCGAUAUGAAGAAGUUGAGAGAGUUGGCAAUUCAUAAGAUCGCUUCUCCAGUCUUACAAUUGAUUAUUCAAGUUGAAGGAAUAUUCGAUAACGAAAGAACCGUGUGGCACUUGAUUUUCGCUAAGGACAAUGCAGAAAAGGAGCAACAAGAGGAAGCUUUCGUAGAAUAUUUGUUAAGUGACUCCGUUGGUUCCCAUUUCUUAGAAAAUUGUAUAAAGAGGGGUGGUGCUAGAAUGAAGUACCUUGAAAGGCUCUACAAGCUAUACAUGAAGGAUAGAGUUCUCAAACUUUCCAAAAGAGCCACUACCGGUGUCUAUAUUAUCCAAGCAUUGUUGAUGAAAUUGAAACCAGUUGAAGUUGAGCACAUCUUAGACCAGUUGAUUCCAGAAUUGUCGAACUUGAUUUCAAUUUCCGAGAAUCAAAACUUGGAUUUAGGAAGAAGUGUAAUUGACGCUUCUUUGACUAGAGGAAACUACAGAAGAGAUGAAAUCAUUCAACAAUUGUUCUUAAAGUUUGCUCCAAACUAUGACUAUAAGAACCCAAGCGAUAGCUCUGUGGAAUUCUUGGAAAACACGUUACAAUUGACUGGAUCUACAUUGGGUAAUACAAGAGAUGACUGGCCAACAGCCGAGGAAAGAAGAAGAUCCUUAUUCUUAGAAAAAUUGAUGGAAUACGACUUUUCGUUUGUCAUUUGUGUCUGGUACAACUUCUUAGCUCUUCCACAAGCUAGAUUCAUUCAAAUGUGUUUCCAUGGAGUCUUCUCUCAUGUUGUUGAAAGCUCUUUGGUUGUAUUGCCUAUAAGCUUAGGAGGUGAACCUAAAAAUAUCACAAUCUUGAGAAAAAGAUUCUUGAAUAUCUUCCAAGGUGAGGUAGCUAACAUGUCCUGUAACUCAUAUGGUUCUCACAUUGUUGAUAAAUUAUGGGACUUCACAGUGUUAUUGAAUAUGUAUAAGGAUCGUAUUGGAUCUGAAUUAAUGUCAGAAUCAAAGAAAGUAAAGGAAAGUACCUAUGGGAAAAUGGUUUGGAAAAAUUGGAAAAUGGAAUUAUUUGCAAGAAAGAAGUAUGACUGGAAGAGCUUAAUUAAACAACAGGAAGAGGAAUACUACAACAAUGAGGGUGAUAACAAUGACAAUAAUAAUAAUAACAGAAACAACAGAGAAGAUGCGGAGAAGAUAAAGAAACCAAUUGAACUUAAAAUGGAGCAACUUUUAAGAGAGAAGCAAUUGAAAGAAGAGAAAAGUAGACAAAAUGAGGAGUGGUACUUGAAAAGAAAGAAUGGUGGUCACAAUCAACAAAAGCAAUUUGCUGGUCUUGGAGACUUCAAGGUUGAAGACGUCUUCAAUGAUAACAACAAGAAGCAAAAGGUUAGAGGUCGUAACCGUGUAUGA
This is a messenger RNA of Dujonia railenensis, 2262 nucleotides long. The record is from the annotation of a GenBank genome assembly. Lineage: Eukaryota; Fungi; Ascomycota; Pichiomycetes; Serinales; Debaryomycetaceae.